Messenger RNA from Peniophora sp. CBMAI 1063, 591 nucleotides. Lineage: Eukaryota; Fungi; Basidiomycota; Agaricomycetes; Russulales; Peniophoraceae. The record is from the annotation of a GenBank genome assembly.
AUGAGCGCCACACGCGCCUCCACAUCUGGCACACCGAUCUUCAACUCUCUAUUGAACCUUCCCGGCCUACGUAGCGCAGGAUCAAUAUCAUUCGACUCAUGGGUCGUUGCAACGACCACAACACUCCCCUCCUCCCCCGCAUCAACCCCAUCCAUCUCCGUCGAAAGCGCCGCAACGUCCCUCUUCUCGACCUCCCCACCCGGGCCCGUCCUCUCUCCUUGGACCCAGCGUGUCGACCUCGUCCAGCACAAUCAGCGCCGGCGCCUCGCCCUCGCCUUAGCGAACACCCGCCGCCGCGAGUCCGAAAUAGGCGAGCAGGUCCGGGCGUGUGAGCGGGAUCUCGAUGAGGUCGCGGAUUCGUCGAUGAAGGUGCAGGCUCUUGAGGAGGGUGAAGGUUGGAUGGAUGCAGUUCCGGGCGGUGUGGAGGGUGGUGUGUGUGCGGGUGAGGAGAGGGUGAUGAGGGUGUCCCAGGUUAUGGUUGAGAGUGUUGCGAGGAAGGAGAGGCUGAGGGUGACCAUUGCUUGGGCGAGACCGUUGACGGUAGAGCUUGAUUCACAUUUUGUUGUUGAGAGGGAGGAGAUGAAGAAGUAG